GGUUUUCCUUCAUAGUAAACAACAAAGCAAAACCACGCCGCUGAUCGACAGACCGAAGAGUGCUGAAUUGCAAUUAAAAAAAAAACAUAUUUCUCAUAAAUAUUUCGUGUAAAGUGCAUAAAAUGGAAGGUUCAGUGCUAAAAGAAGCACUCAACAUCAGCGAUUUGCUCGGGGAACAUGGAGCCCAGUUUCAGAUCAGCACCAAAUAUAACGAACAUGGCGAAGAGUUUUUCAUGGAGGACGACUACGGUAGCGCUGACGAGGACGAAGAUGCUCAUCGGAAAAUAAUGAGCCCGUGGGACAGAAGUUUCGACGAAUUGCGAGCGCAGAUGUUUAUGGUGUCGGAGUUUGUUUUCAAAAGGAUCACCAAGCAGGGCGUAGGGGAUGAGUUGGUUCCGGAUCGGGCCCGUGUUACAAUAGACUACAAUGCGUAUUUUGAGGGUGAGACAUAUUCGUUCGAUUCUACCUCGAUGCGCGGUGAGUACAAAACAUUCACCGUUGGCAAAUCGGAGGUUCUGCAAGGUCUGGAAGAAGCGGUUCUCUCGAUGAAGCCCAGCGAAGAAGCCCAGUUUGUCAUUGGCUAUCAGGUUCUGUUCGGAGAAAUCGGCUGCAGACCUCGAAUCAAACCUAAGGCAGAUGCACUGUUCAUUGUCAAACUUGUUAGCUACACUGAUCCAGGAGAUGCCGAAGCAUUGGACAAUUUGACUCAAGAGGAAAAAACAUCGUAUGCCGUGGUGAAGGAAAAGGUCAACGAUACCAGGACGCACGCCAAGGAUUAUUUCAAACGAAACAUGGUGACCAACGCAAUCAAUGAUUAUCACAAAGCAGUCAACUAUUUGGAAGCGUGUCACGUGAAGGACGAAGUGGAACAGAAGGAACAAACAGAAACGCUCAUUUCCCUUUACACCAGUUUGGCUGUCUGUUACAACAAAAAGGACAAUCCUCGUCGAGCUUGCUCGAUGAUUAACGAGAUCCGUCGCCUGGGUAAUAUUGACCGAUUAUCGCGAGCUCUUUUCCAUGAAGGUCGCGCUCUGAUGAAUCUUGGGGACUACGAACGAGCCAAAAACAGCUUACUAAAAGCACAGAGGUUGGAAUCCACCAACAAGGACAUCGUCAAGGAAUUAAAAAUUCUUAACGAACGGUGGGAGAAGCAUCGCCAAGAGGAACGCACCAUUUGUGCUCGGGCUUUUGGGUUGAAGGAACGGAAGGACAAGCGCCAAACGGAAGAACAGAUCAAGUUCACCGAUAUGAUGAAGAGAAAUCUGGAAGCAUUCGUUGAAGAUGAGAAGAGCAAACAGUUGACGCUGCCGGAAGGACUGAACAGUGACGAAAUGAACACCGUUCAGGAUUUGGCCGAUGAGUUCAACCUGAAACUAAACUUGUACAAGGAGAACAGUAAAGAUUUCUAUCGAUUGGAGAAAAAGAAAGUUGGUGGAACAGAUGAAAAAUGAAGGAAAUGCUAAGGAGUUGUCACUCAAGUCAAUGAUUUCUGGACUAUAAAAUAACAGAUUUGAAUAAAAUGGACUAUGUGUAAAGUAA
This is a messenger RNA of Armigeres subalbatus, 1539 nucleotides long. RefSeq names its product inactive peptidyl-prolyl cis-trans isomerase shutdown (gene shu). Gene Ontology annotation, biological process: spermatogenesis; piRNA processing. Gene Ontology annotation, cellular component: cytoplasm. The coding region runs from base 123 to 1451 and encodes 442 amino acids. NCBI's taxonomy places the organism in Eukaryota, Metazoa, Arthropoda, Insecta, Diptera, Culicidae. Gene Ontology annotation, molecular function: nucleic acid binding; peptidyl-prolyl cis-trans isomerase activity; Hsp90 protein binding. The record is from RefSeq and is a predicted model, not a curated record. The transcript is spliced from 2 exons.